UGUAUAGUUAGCAUAUUUAGCAUAGUUAGCAUAUUUAGUAUAGUUAGUAUUAUUUAUUAGCACAGUAAGCAUAGGUGGCAUUGUUAGUAUCAUUAGUUAGUAUUAGUUAGCAUACUAUAGUUUUGUUUGUUAGCAUAGUUAGCAUAGUUAGCAUUGUCAGUGUAGCUAGCAGAUGACCAUGCUUCCGGACCGUGCGGCCACCGCUGCUGUUGACGUGCCGCCCCAUAUUAACAGCUAUGAGUUCAUUGAGACGGUGGGUGAGGGGGGCUUCGGCACGGUGUGGUUAGCCCGCCACAUCCCGACCUGGACGGAAGUGGCCAUUAAAGUCAUUGAAAAGAAGCAACAGACCCCCUCCAGAAUCAAGAAACUUGGCCGUGAAGUGCAGAUUAUGAAGGCUGUGAAUCAUCCGAAUAUCGUUCAGUUGUUGGAGGUGAUUGACACCGAAGAGUUGUUACUCCUCGUUAUGGAGUAUGUUCCUGGAGGAAACAUGUAUGGUUAUAUAGAAACCCACCGCCACGGCUGCCUGAAAGAGGAAGAGGCCCGAGUGAUGUUCCGGCAGUUGGUUUCAGCCAUCCACUACUGCCAUGGGAAAGGCAUUGUCCACCGGGACCUGAAGCCGGAGAACAUUCUUCUGGAUGAGGACCUGAAUGUAAAACUGGCAGACUUCGGUCUGAGCACUGUGUUUCUGGGCCGCAAGCUGGGGUCCAUCUGCGGUACCGUGUCUUACGCUGCCCCGGAGAUCUUGCUGCGCCGAAAGUACCACGGCCCACCAGUCGACGUCUGGAGCCUUGGUGUCGUGCUCUAUGUUAUGCUCACAGGUUGCCUGCCUUUCCCAGGAGAGGACGUCGCAACACUGAGGCAGCAGGUACUCAGAGGGCGAAUCCGGUUCCCUUAUCUAGCCUUAACACCUGACUGUGUUCAACUGUUGCACAAAAUGAUGACCAUCACCCCCAGCCAGAGAAUAACUUUAGAAGAUCUCAUGAACGACCCGUGGGUCAACACGGGCCAGGAGGACCUCAGGCCUUACAGGGAGCUUCCUGGUGAUUACAGGGACCCCUGGGUGAUAGAGGAAAUGAUGAACAUGGGCUUUAAGUGGGGCAAGAUCCGACAUUCAUUAAAAAGAAGGCAGUUUGAUGAGGUAAUGGCCACGUACCUAAUAUUAAGGGCUCAGAAACCCGAGGGAGAGUUCAUCACUGUAAGGUCCUGCCUCCCACCUGUCCCCAACACCCAGCGUUCUCUCCAGAUCCUGGAGGUGCAGCCAGAGGUCUCUGCGCCCACCGGAACCGGCAGUCAGAGUGCACCGGUGCUGCCCACCUGGUUCCGCAGGGCAGAUGAGCGGCCUGAAGAGAAGCAGGAGUCAGGGCUGAAGGCCACAGAACCUGCCAGUCCCCUCCCCAGCCUGGAGUCGAGGACCGCCACCCCCAGCCCAGCACCCCAGCGUGGCCCUGGGGCCUUGCCCUCCACCCACUGCACCGGCAACCGUAGUGGAGCCCCGGGGAACACCAAGUGCCCCCACGGCGGGUGCGGCAGUGGAGACUGCGCCGACGCUGGGCAGCCUGAUGGGGCGACCCCAGCUUCUCCCUCUGGCCCCAGCCAGGACCAACAGGGGGCCGCUGGGAGACUCCUAGACUUUAUAAGUGGGUUCUGUUUUUGCCUGCCCAGCGAGAAGCAUGGCAAACGCAACAGAGUGAGGCCACCGUGA
Diceros bicornis minor is the source of this 1702-nucleotide messenger RNA. Its product is annotated as serine/threonine-protein kinase MARK2-like. Gene Ontology annotation, molecular function: ATP binding; tau-protein kinase activity; protein serine/threonine kinase activity. Gene Ontology annotation, cellular component: cytoplasm. The transcript has a single exon. Gene Ontology annotation, biological process: intracellular signal transduction; protein phosphorylation; microtubule cytoskeleton organization. Bases 173 to 1702 code for a protein of 509 amino acids. The record is from RefSeq and is a predicted model, not a curated record. Lineage: Eukaryota; Metazoa; Chordata; Mammalia; Perissodactyla; Rhinocerotidae.